Nematostella vectensis (starlet sea anemone) is the source of this 5608-nucleotide messenger RNA. RefSeq lists its product as uncharacterized. The transcript has a single exon. The record is from RefSeq and is a predicted model, not a curated record. NCBI's taxonomy places the organism in Eukaryota, Metazoa, Cnidaria, Anthozoa, Actiniaria, Edwardsiidae. The coding region runs from base 541 to 1866 and encodes 441 amino acids. Gene Ontology annotation, molecular function: DNA binding. Gene Ontology annotation, biological process: DNA recombination; DNA integration.
CAGAGCCAGAGCCAGAGCCAGAGCCAGAGCCAGAGCCAGAGCCAGAGCCAAAGCCAGAGCAAGAGCAGUCAAUCCAGUACAAUGUCAUCUAAUGAAGAAGAAAUGUGCCUCCAGGAAAUCCAUAGAAAAUCCGAAAAAGCCAAAGCUAUAAUGAGAGGAGGUCAAGUAGAUCAACACAAAUACAGCUCAAGUGAUGACGAUAGUGAUGAAGUUAUCCCUUCGUCGCCGAUUGGAAAGAAGAGGAGCAUCUUUCCUAAGCGCGCGCUAGCCGAUAUUCACAACGACACUCCAAAGGUUAUCAAGAAGAGAACAACUGGGGGAUUGGCAGGAGAAUAAUCUUCACCGACACUAUGGAAAGCAACUGCAGUAGACAAUAGCAAGGAAAAGGAUGACUUAUCAACGUCGAGCCCAGCAGAGGAGAUAGAAGACAAAGACUACGAGCCAGAUGGAGAAGAUGAGGAUGAAGACGAAGAUAAUGAAGGUUGUGGUAAUGAUGAUGAGGAUAAUGAUAUCGAUGUUACGGAUGAAGAAGAUGAAUUGAUGAUGAAGGCAGAAACGCUGAUGAAAGAUGAUGAAGGCAGAAACGAUGACACAGAUAAGAUAUUGGACGCAUUUUUACAAUGGCUUCAAGGUAUCGAUGGAGGUAGAAGAGAGUUGCGUACCGCUAAGCAAUAUGUUGCUCAGGUUCACGCAAUCAUCAAGGAUGUAGAUCCAGAUGAGCUGCGCAUCGACAGCAUCCUGAAUAAGAAGCAUCUUCGAGACAAAUGGUUACAGAAAUUGGAACGUAAUAGGAAGCCAGGGACCUGCAAGGCAUAUUUAGGUUCAUUAUCAAGAUUUAUCCGUUUCCUUGUUGUGGAAAAGUUAGAAGACCUAAAGCUAACAGAAGAGCAUGUGACGAAGGUCAGAGUGCAAGUCCAAGAGUGGUCGGCUUCUUUUAAGAAGCCGUUCAAAGAAAGAAGAUGGGAGAAGCAUCAAGAAGACCUAGAGAAACUCAUAACCCCGGAGGACGUCCAGAAGUUUUCAAAGUCGGCUUCAGUAAGAGCGGCAAUCUCGACACUGGGAAGAUACAUGGAAAAGGAAGGGUCCCCGGGUCAGACAGACUUUUGUACUAUCAGAGACCAUCUCAUCACUCGCCUAUGCAUCGAGAAUGCAUGUAGAGCUGGCCCGAUCGCAAAUAUGACUUUGCGGGAUCUAGAUAGAGCCACGAAAGACGGCGAUGAAAUGAUUGUCACCAUUUUGAAGCGCAAGACAUCUGCCUCGGCAGGCCCAGCCCAUGUAGUGCUAAGUCCCACAGUCUUCACCUGGCUAAAGGCGUAUGUAAAAUACAUGAGAAACAAGGUCAGCGGAGCAGGAACAGAUCCCGAUGAGAAGGUUUUCAUCAGCUUCACAGCGAGUGAGAUGACAUCAUUUAUGAUAUCUGCUCAACUUAAUUCCUUGUGGCAAAAGGCUGUCGAGAAUAUUAGAGUAAAUGCAGCUUCAUUCCGUAAAGCAGCUGUUUCCGUGGUCCACGAAGAGCACCAACAUCUGAGGAAGGACCUAGCCGACCUCAUGGGACACAAUCAAAAGACCGCCGAAAAAUUCUCGUUAAGCAGAAGUCUAAGUCGGCUGCAAAACCCUUCUUUUCUCAGAAAUAUCAUGUAUGCGGAAGGGGCAUCACAUGUAGAAGCAAGUGAAGCCCUGUCUGUGAAGAAUGGGGAAGCAGAAAAGUCUGGUCGUCACCACUGGACAGAGAAAGAAGAGGAGGCUAUCCAAAUGGUAUUUAAGGGUGCCAUUGAAGAAUGCAAGCUUCGGUUAGAUGCCGUGAAGCAAGAAAUACCCAAGCACCCCCCUUCUGGCGCAUAUCGACGCCUUGAAGGUUUACGAUAAAGUAAGGAGAUUGAUGAAGAAAGAAAAUACACAAGCGAGCCCUUGCCUCCCCACAGAGAAAAUGACCCAACAAGAGAAGAUGGAAAGAAUGUUGGGUCGGGAAGAUGCUGAAGAAUCAUGCCUCAAGAGUAAGGGGUCUCAAGUAUUUACAGAUUCGCAGUCUAAUCUCUGUCUGCGACUGUUUCAUGAUCUCCUACACAACAAUGACAGGAUCGAGAGAAAAGCCUUGAUGGAACGAGUCAUGAGAGAUGACGAGGCCAAGAAAGAGUUGUCUGCGUUUACUCCACAACAACUUGCUGACAAGGUGCGUGCAGAGCGCAACAAAGCUAAGAAGUCAAAGUAGUAGAAACAAUCUAAUGACCACUCCAGGCAUUUUCAGCCGUUUUCAGCCAUUUUCGCGUUUGUAGUAAGUUCAGUUGUUAAAAAUGUUUGCGCAAGAGGAUUCGAAGGAUUCACUAAAAUUGUUGUUAAUGACUUGUUUGUUCAUACGGAACACAGAGACAUUAUUAUACUUAAAUGUAUAUAAAGAGGCGUUGUUAUACUUGAAUGUAUACACAGAGACGUUAUUAUACUUAAAUGUAUACACAGAGACGUUAUUAUACUUAAAUGUAUACACAGAGACGUUAUUAUACUUAAAUGUAUACACAGAGACGUUAUGAGCAGCAACAGCAAGCGACAUUAUUAAUAAAGCUGCCCUGUAAAGCUGUAGUAUGUUUCUAUGAGUACACCCAUCUCUGAGCACUCUCAAUCCAUGUGUAGUUUGAGGAAAGACGAAUAGUAGAUUAUGAUUUAAGGCCAGUUUGAGUUAUCCGCUUUCCUAGAGGCUGCUAAAAAUUGCAAAAGUCAAGGAAAUAGCGAAAACCUUAUUCUGAUACAGCACACGAAUGAUGCAUUUUACCCAGUCUCCAAGAAUCGUCAUAUCUCAGUCAUUUUAAUUCAAAGAGCUAUUAAACUCAGGAAAAGCAAAUACGAAUAGCAUCUGAUGAUUCUUGUUAGGCUUGCUUGUGUUAUACGUCUUUCAAGAGGCUGCAAAGAAGCUGCAAAUAUCGAAACAAUAUAGCGGGGAAUUCAAAAUGUGCCUAUUAUCCUUGGAGAUUUGACCAAAAAACUGAAACACAGAAAAUGAAAAUACUAACAAGUACUCUCUGAAUCGAAUGGUUGUCUAUCCCUGCUUCAGUUUUUAGUUGUUUCACCAUGAUUUUAAACAUAAAUAAACCUAAUUUUUCUGAUAAUUGUUACACUAAAAGAGACAUGAUUUUCGCGGUCGUUCCUUUUCGUAACCUGACAUAUAUUUCAAUAAAAUAUUAUUGUGAUCUCACAUAUAUAUUUCUUUGCUAUAAACAGACCUAUAAAACAUUAUCAAACCUAGAAUUGCAUAGAAAUAAAAAUCUUUUUAAAUAAAAUACUUUUUUAUCCUGCACUAGUUAUAGCACCCCAAAAUGUUCCUUUUUGUAACAUUUAAGCAUUUUCAGCGGGUCAAGGAAAAAAAUCAAAAAAGCAAUUUCUUCUACGUUCUUGCUUUACUUCUUGGAUAUGUUCCCCACCAAUAUUUGAUCUCUUUUAUACAUGCAUAAGCAAAAAGAUCCACCGCUUCAUUGGGUAUUUAUUUCAAAUCUCUCGGGCCGGAUAGAAAGUGCCAAAAUUUGAGUAUUUUUGGAUUCGCCUCUGAGGCCAAUUUCGCUCGAGUUUUCUUUAUAAAUCAUUUAUAUUUAGGUGAAAUGUAACCAAGUUUUGAGAGAAUCUUCCUUAACUAUCCUUCUAUGCGUACAACGAGUUGAGGGGCCUCAAGCGGAAGAACUCGAUCGAUUUUACGCUUUUUUGUGAGGUGACUUUAAGUGCGUUAAAUUUGAAUCUUAUGAUUGGCACGGGUCCCCAUAAAGUCCAUUGAUCUGAGCACGGUCUUGAAGCCUCGAAAAUUCUACGCAAAUCAAAGCAGGUUAGGAAGCUAGGAGGGGUAUGCUAAAGUCCAGAUAGAUGAUAUAUCCCGAUGAUACAGCGUGAUUUCGGUUUUUCUGUAUUUUUGUUGGCUGAAACCUAAAGGGUGUUCCUUUUUGUAACAUUUUGCUCUUUAACUUUAAAUAUCAUCGCCAAUUUUUAAGUUGGGUUUAUUUAGUUUUCACCAUCCAAUAUCUGCUUAAAAAUCUUCCUAUAGAUAUAUUCGCUAUGAUUUAAUGAUGUUCCUGAUUGAAAAGGGGUGAAGUUGAAAAAAUGUUACGAAAGGGAACCACGAUGAAUCUGUGAAUGAAUGAAUGAAUGAAUGAAUGAAUGAAUGAAUGAAUGAAUGAAUGAAUGAAUAGAUUCAUGGGCCUUUUUGUAACCGAGUCGUGUUCCUUUUUGUAACUUUGUUCCUUUUUGUAACCAAGGUUUGGUUACGAAAGGGAACAGUGCUCCUUUUUGUAACAUAGGCCAAGUUACAAAAAGGAGCAUAUGUUCCUUUUUGUAACCAUGUGCUCCCUUUUGUAACAUUUGUGAUCCUUUUUGUAACCUAAGCCAAGUUACAAAAAGGAGCACAUGUUCCCUUUCGUAACUUUGGGUGUUCCUUUUGGUAACCUUAGAAAAUAGGGCUAAAUUCAGAAACUGAAUUCUACAGUAAAUAUCCAAACCCUAUUUAAACGACAAAUAAAACGUUUUAUUCUUAUCUCCUACAUUGUAUGAGUACAUUUUAGUGUAACAAUAAGUUGUAGAAUAAGAUUGAUAAUGUCGGUGCUCCAUCAUUUAUAUCAUCAAUAAUACGCAGCCAGUGACAUCCUUGCUUCUAUUUCAUUCCCUGAAUUUGUUUUUAUUUAAUGAUAUACAUCGAUACACAUUUUUGUCGAUUCAUGAGCGUUUUAAACACUAAAAUAUUAAGGUUUACAUCCCACAUUGAGAGGAGUAUGCAAGGCUCAAUCGAUAACGUCUUUCCCUCAUUUUGAAGUCCACACGACGGUUAGAGGUAAUUUCCGCGUUUGCUUUCUUUAUGGUGCCCCAACACCAUGCGGAUGAAUUGCUCUGGAUAUUUGUAUGGGAGCCCCCCUUAGCUCCCUUGAAUAUCCAUUAACACUUGUGAGGGGCAAUAGGGCGAUUUAGGCCCUAAAAAGGGACGCCUGUUGCGCAGGUUAUGAUUACCAUGCUCUGUUUCUAUCAUAAGAUGGCUAGCUGUGACCCAGUCAAAAUGAAGAAAUCAUAUAAAAGACAGAAACAUCGCUGUCCAGUGCCUGCCUGUCAGAAAGAGGUGAUUCACCUCCCUCGCCAUUUGAUAACAGUGCACAAAUGGAGCCGCGAAAAGGCAUUAGAGGCACUGUCUGUGUUCGACCUUAGGGCAAAAAGAACGAAGUCAGAGGCUGUCCCAGAGCAAAGAGCCAAGCGGACCUACAAACGUCGGGUUUGUUCGUUCCCAGGGUGCAACCUGAUCGUGCGAAGGUUGCACAACCACCUGAAUGCAAAACAUAAGUUAAGUCGACACGACGAGAUAUACAAACAGCUAUUGAAAGAAUCGCGAUGGGAAGAGAUAGGCGAAGAUUUCCAGGAAGAGUGUGUAGUAGAGAUCUCCUCUGACACCGAGUCCGAGCAAGAGCCCGAUCCCCAAAGCCAGAGCCAAAGCAAGGGCAAGGGCAAGGGCAAGGGCAAGGGCAAGGUCCAAGGCCAGGGCCAGAGCCAGAGCCAGAGCCAGAGCCAAAGCCAGAGCAAGAGCAGUCAAUCCAGUACAAUGUCAUCUAAUGAAGAAGAAAUGUGCCUCCAGGAAAUCCAUAGAAAAUCCGAAAAA